UGUGAGAGCUGUGAUUGGUCACAGCUUGUCACAUGGUACAAGGCUGUUGUGAAUAGCCUUGUACCAUAUUUCACACGUAGUAAGCAAUGAUAUCACAAGUGACAUCUUGCUUACUACUAUGCGUGUGAUCACUGAUUGGCCAAUCAGUUAUCACAUGAUUGGGACCUCACACAGAGGUCCCAUACAGCGAGCGGUGCCACGCGGUCUCAGGGAGCAUGCACAGGCUAAAAUGUCGGGCGCCGUUUAUGAAUGGCAACCCGCUCCUGCACUGCUCCUGUCAGGCUGUUAAUAUACAUGGGCCGGACAGGAAGUGGUUAA
Staurois parvus is the source of this 318-nucleotide messenger RNA. Lineage: Eukaryota; Metazoa; Chordata; Amphibia; Anura; Ranidae. The record is from the annotation of a GenBank genome assembly.